GAUCUCAUCAUAUUCGGAAGUGACCUUUUAACGUGUGCUUGCUAGUCGUGACCUUCAAAAUUACAGAAGAAAGGAAAAGAAAAGAAAUCUAUCGAAAUCUCAGCUGCCGUCUCACUUAAUUAUGCUGAUCGAUAAAAAAUGGCGAAAUCAAAAACUGCUCUUUAUGCUGCUGGGUUAACUUGUUACGGGUUCUUGUGCUUCGCUUUGGCUUCAGCCGCUAUUGGCAUACCCAUUUGGGGCUAUUACGACAGUUCAAAUGGUGGCUACGACUACGACCGUGGAUACUUUGGUCCCUUUAAAGUAUGUAAACAGUUGGCAUACAAUCGUGAAAAGUGUGGUAAUGAAGUCUCCAAAUUUCGGCUUAACUCUGCCGUAUAUGUUAGUGGCUUAUUGGCCAUCAUUAGCUCAGCUGCGCUGGGUAUAUUCUGCAUUUUAUCGGUGAUACAAAUUGCAAUGAUUUCAUCACGUGAUAAGGUUGUGAUGUCUUAUACUAGCUUAGUAAUGAUAAAAUUGAUCUUAGCAAUAAUUGGAUGUAUACUAGCAUUGAUUGCUGCUGUCCUCUUUGCUUUGCAAAUAGAUGAAUCGGAAAAGUAUGGAUUUAGAAUCUCACGUGGUAUAUCAUUUUAUUUACAGAUAGUUACCAUAAUUUUAAGCAUAGGACUUGUCUUAACCUCAGUAUAUGAUAUGCUUUUCUCACGUCGCCCUGGAGGAGACCCAACGAUGACUGUAGAUGCUUCAUCACCAUCUAGUGCAACAACAUAUAAUAAUCCAGGCUAUAAAGAGCCACGUACCAAAAAUGGUGUUUCAGUCACAGAUGCUUCCGGCAAACCUUAUAGCAAUAUACGGAAUGGAAGCAGUGUGGCGUCGUUGAGUACAACAGUAACAAGCGUUUCAAAUGGUUCGACUAUGGAAUCAGUUACACGCUCACCUUUACGUUCCAGUUUGAAAAAACCUCGACCACCUCGAGAUAAUACGUUAGGCAUACAAAAUCCAGGGUUCUCUGGCUCAGGGAGCUCGCCGCCUAUGAAUCGUAGUGGUAGUGUUAAGAAAGUACGAAUACAGACACACAGUACCGAGGUGUGAAAAUUUAAUUUGACACACUUAGACAUAAAAUUUUUAUUACAUUUAAUUAAAAACAAAAAAUAAAUUAAAUUAUUAAAAUAAAAAUAAAACAUUCGCAUAUUCAAUGAAACAAAGACUGUGUAUAGAGAAAAAUCAUUAAGAAAUUAAAGUUCUAAAAUAAUACAAAAAAAAAAACAAAAAAACAUUUACAUAAACACAGAUACA
Messenger RNA from Teleopsis dalmanni, 1287 nucleotides. RefSeq lists its product as uncharacterized. Lineage: Eukaryota; Metazoa; Arthropoda; Insecta; Diptera; Diopsidae. The coding region runs from base 139 to 1083 and encodes 314 amino acids. The transcript has 6 exons. The record is from RefSeq and is a predicted model, not a curated record.